UGUAGGGCAUGCUGCUCUUGCUGCAGCCGGAGCGGCGCUGGAGGCUUCUGUCCCUCGUGGCUGCCUGGGGGGCGCACCGCGGCUCCCCGGCUGCUCUGACCCGCGCAGGCAUGGCGGAGAAGCCGCUCUCCGAGCCCUCGAUCGAUCUAAGCGGCUCGCCUCCACCCGUGAAGCGGCGGCGGCGGCGGCUGGCGCAGGAGAAGGCGGCUGGCUUGCCGGAGGCGGGCGAGUCGAGAUACGUGCCCCCUCCAAAGAAGCGGAAUCUCGGUUUCACAGAGGCUCACUUCGCCGAAACCAGCUACUACUUCGAGGGAGGCCUGCGUAAGGUGUGGCCCUACUACUUCGACUUCCAGACCUACUGCAAGGGGCGCUGGGUGGGCAAGAGCCUCCUGGACGUCUUCAGCAACGAGUUCCGCUCCCAGCCCCUCGAGUACUACCGAGCUGCGGCCCGCGCCGGCCGUCUCCGCCUCAACGAGCAACCCGUGCGGGACCUCAGCGUCGUGCUCAAGAAUAAUGACUUUCUGCGAAACACAGUGCAUCGCCAUGAACCCCCAGUCACAGCACAGCCAAUUGAGUUUCUGGAAGAAAAUGAGGAAGUUGUAGUUGUGGACAAGCCCUCAUCCUUACCAGUCCAUCCAUGUGGCAGAUUUCGGCAUAACACUAUCAUCUUUAUUUUGGGUAAAGAGCAUAACCUGAAAGAGCUGCACACGAUUCAUCGGCUUGAUCGCCUGACCUCAGGUGUCCUCAUGUUUGCCAAAUCUGCAGAUGUGUCCAAGCGGAUUGAUGAGCAGGUUCGAGAACGACAGCUGGAAAAGGAGUAUGUGUGCCGUGUGCUUGGAGAGUUUCCAGAAGCUGAGGUGACCUGUGAAGAACCCAUCCUGGUGGUUUCCUACAAAGUGGGGGUGUGUCGAGUGGACCCCAAGGGUAAAGCCUGCAAAACAGUCUUCCAGAGGCUCAGUUACAAUGGGAAGACUAGUGUGGUGAAGUGUUUUCCGUACACUGGGCGUACCCACCAGAUUCGCGUCCAUCUGCAGUUUCUGGGACACCCUAUCAUCAAUGACCCCAUCUACAAUGCAGGUGUCUGGGGACCUGCAAAAGGUAAAGGUGGCAAUAUUAACAAAACGGACGAAGAGCUGCUUCGGGCACUGGUGGAAGAACACAUAUCGAAAGAGAGUGGGGCUAUAUUGGACAUUGCUGAGGAAGAUCUUAAAUCAAUUGUAGGAGAUAAAGAACAUGGUAGUCCAGGGAACUGUGUGAAGCCUGCACAGUUCAGCCCUAUAAGCACCAAUUCUUGCAGAACUGAAGAAUCAAAGAGUGAAAAUGAAGGUGGAACAUCAAUGUGUACUCAGAAUUCUGCCCUCCAGUUACAGGCUCAUGAGUCAGAGAAUGGAGAAACUUGCACAAGUGAGCACCAGGUUGAAAAGGAUCAUUUAUGUAGAGAAUGCAAGAUAGUGAGGCCAGACCCGUCACCCAAAGAUCUGGUGAUGUAUCUCCAUGCCUUGCGCUACAAAGGAGCAGACUUUGAAUACUGCUCCAAGAUGCCUAAAUGGGCACAGGACAACUGGGAAGAGACCUGAGAUUAUAAUGUUUUGUUAAGACUUGAGUUUGUAUGUGGCAAGAAUGUUUCCCUCAAACGCUUGUUUUUAUCAUCCGGUAAUCACUGGCUGUGUUGAAUAGUGGAGGAGGAGGAGGAAGACCUUUUUUAAUUUGUUUGUGGAAGCCACUGAUAACAGUGAAUGUCCUGCAAACUAGCUUUUGCAGUAUGAUUUAUUUAUUUAUUUUGCAAAAUUUAUACCCCACCCUUCUGCCCUUGUAAGGGCCACAAAGGCAGCUAACAAACUAAAACAUAAUAAAAUCACAUCUUAAAACCAUCAAAACCAACCAAAGGACAUGUGAUUAAAACAGAUUAAAAUCACAGUUAAAAUGCAUAGAAAAACAACUUUUGAAACAUUGGGCAAAAAGGAGGGAUCACUGAGGGAAUGCCAAGCGAAAUGGCUGGCAGAUGCUAGCAACACAAGGGGUCAGACGAAUUUUCCUGGUGAGAGAAUUCCAGAGCUUUAGGACCACAGCCGAGAAGGCCCUCUCCCAGGCUGCCACCCGCCUCAUCUCAGGAGGUGGGGACACCUGGAACAGAGCCUUGGAAGAUGACUGCAUUGGUCGGGUAGAUUCAUGAGGGAAUAGGUGGUCCUUCAGGUUUUGCCUUGCAUAUUUUUACCUAUAUUCAUUAUUUACAAAAUGCCUACAACUGGCAUGUUAUCUCUGUAUAUAAGAGCUAGUGGAAUGUUAAAGUCUCUAAUCAUAGCUUGUGUCAACAGAUUUCAUAUAAUAAUUUGGUACUUCAUUGCUUUCUUUCUGUCUCAAUCACCUGAUGAACUUAUCUCAGUUCUGUCCACCAGUGAGCACUUAGAUUUACUCAGCCUAGGAAGAAUUCCAUCCUGUAGUUCACAGCCCGUCUUUUUAUGAACUUGGUCUUUGGCCUUACUCCAUGUGUAUACUUAGCUUCAACAGUGUACAAAGCAGAUGUCAAAACACAGAAGAAGCAUAGUUUUGGCCCAAAAGAUUUAGGAUCUCAUUCAGUUCAGAACUAAUCAAACUGGACUGUUCAGAAUCUAAAUAGUCUCAGAUCUACAUUUCACUUGAAACCUUCAGUUUAAUAAAAUUAAACUUUGUUUUCUUACUUUGAUUUACCUUGUAAAUGAGUC
This is a messenger RNA of Gekko japonicus, 2702 nucleotides long. It is a transcript of the gene RPUSD2, whose product is annotated as RNA pseudouridylate synthase domain containing 2. Gene Ontology annotation, molecular function: RNA binding; pseudouridine synthase activity. Gene Ontology annotation, biological process: pseudouridine synthesis. The transcript has 3 exons. NCBI's taxonomy places the organism in Eukaryota, Metazoa, Chordata, Lepidosauria, Squamata, Gekkonidae. The record is from RefSeq and is a predicted model, not a curated record. Bases 9 to 1577 code for a protein of 522 amino acids.